AUGCCCAUGAUGGCUGUCGCCAACAACUCCUCGCGAACUUCAACAACCACUGCCUAUGAACUCUUCUUCGCGGGUAAUUGUGCCCUCAACACUGCGACAGAAGCAAACAUGAAACGGAACAUGAACCUCUUCGCCUCCGGCUGCGCUAGCUUCGGGCUGAUCAUCAACAUGGACAAAACAGUAAUCACGUAUCAGCCGACAUCCAACUCUAGAUACAAUGUUGCUUGCCUCUACGUCAACGGCAUCCAGCUAGAAACAGUGGACAACUUCGCCUUUCUAGGCAGUAUACUCUUCCAUAGCGUAAAAGUAAACGAUAAUCUGGCUCACGCGAUCUCUAAAGCCAGCCAGGCCUUCGGUCGGUCGUAG
This is a messenger RNA of Spirometra erinaceieuropaei, 366 nucleotides long. NCBI's taxonomy places the organism in Eukaryota, Metazoa, Platyhelminthes, Cestoda, Diphyllobothriidea, Diphyllobothriidae. The record is from the annotation of a GenBank genome assembly.